AUGAAGUUGGCAAGUUGCAAGAAUACGCUGAUGUCGAUAAUGUGGUUGAAUUCCAUCCUCCUCAAGGAGUUUCCUAACGUCGCCGAGAAACACCACCAAACCCCGGAAGCAAUACGCCAUAAUUAUCAACUUAAUCAAGAUCACUCUCUGCCAAAUCAUCCAUCGCAUAGCACAUGUACUGCCGGGAAAGCACUUGGUAAGACUUACGGCGUUGCGAAGAAUGCCCAAUUAGUCAUUGUGCAAAUGGCAAGGAUCUCUCUUGGAGAAAUCAUAGCUGCCUUCGGUUUAAUUGAAGAUGAGCUGUUGAUAGCUACUGAACGCCGUGGGAGAAGUGUCAUCAAUAUGUCACUUGGGGGCCCGACCAAUGGCAAAGACAAUCGAGGAGAAGAACUCAGGGAUUUGGUGGCCACCAUGAUCAAUCUGGAUGUUCCAGUAAUUGUGGCUGCUGGCAAUUAUGCCCCAGGACUCCGUGUAGUUGAUCAUAUCCCAGGGGUCUGGGCAGCUCCCGAUUUCCCCAUACUUGCGAUCGGUUCGACCAACAAAAACGGCAAACUCACCAAAUGGUCGCAAGGCGGCGAGCAGGUUUUUCUCCACGCCGUUGGCGAAGAGAUCAGUUGCUUGGAUAUGACCGGUGGGAUCAAGGUCUCUAGAGGAACAUCCUAUACCGCUCCGCAAGUAGCAGGUGAAGUGGCCAGUUUCCUGUCAUACGACCCGGUUCCUUUCAACACUGAUGAGCAUCAAGUGGUCAAAACCCUCUGGGAUUAUUUACACUCCAACGCAGGGAGCUGGUAG
This is a messenger RNA of Hymenoscyphus albidus, 792 nucleotides long. The record is from the annotation of a GenBank genome assembly. NCBI's taxonomy places the organism in Eukaryota, Fungi, Ascomycota, Leotiomycetes, Helotiales, Helotiaceae.